AUGACCAUUCUCAACUCGUUGAUGGUUAACCGAGAUCUUGAUGGAUCCGUGAUUGAAAAUCCGUCUACCUUUCGGCUUGUCCUGAUAUGUACGGUUGUGUUCAUCGAUUUCCUUGGCGUCACACUGCCUGCCAACAUUAUACCUGUCAUGAUUGAUAAGUCAACCAAAGGUCACCUCGUUGGGUGUGAGAGCAUUCCCGAAGGGACAGCGGUUUCCAUAGCGGCUUUCACCUAUGCUAUCGGUAUGAGCAUAUCACCACCGCUCAUGGGUUGGCUGUCGGAUAGGCGAGGUCGUCGUCCUUUACUGUUAGCCUCGAUGCUGGGUAUCUCUAUCUCCUAUUUCUUACAAGGAUCAGCGAGAAAUUACUGGUGGUUCGCCUUCUUCCGGUUCCUCACUGGUUUGAGUGGAGGCGGCCGGCCGGUGGCCAUGGCUUAUAUCACAGACACUCUGACCGACGUCAAAAGGCGCACUUCGUAUUUUUCUUAUAUCAAUAUGGUCCCUGGUCUCUGCUUCGGCUUAGGGCCUGCCUUUGGUGGAGUGCUGGCCUUUUUCAGCCUCUCUGCACCAUUUUAUUUCGUAUCAUUCUGGGCAUGUGUGGUGUUCGCGCUGCUCUACCUCUAUCUCCCAGAGUCUCUCCAUCCCUCUAGGAUCCGGGCAAAAAAAUUGGGAUCGGACCCUGGCGAGUCGCUCCUGUCCGAAUUGGUAGAAGACAGUCCCGAGAUCGACUGUCAUGCCUUCAGUCUAUUGUACUUUGUAUCAGCAAUGACUAUGUUCUUAGUAGUGGUUAUUGGUCUCAUGUCCCCACUUGUACUCAGGGACUUCUUCAAUCUGUCUCCACUAUCGGCAGGGUUCACGUAUCUAGGUGACGGAACUCUCAUCGUCCUAGGAACCUUGGCAUUCAUCCAUCUUGUCAAUGAAGUUGGUUAUACGACUUUACCGGUGUUAGUGGUUGAAUUCUCUCCACGACACCGCAGUGGUGAACUGAUGGGGUACUUCACGCUAUUCCAGGGAGCUGGUCGUUUGGUCGGAACUAUCACGGCUGGCCUCAUGCAUAUCUUGGAGCGGCAUAGCCGCCCCGUCGAGAGUAAGUGCUUGUACUCGGGCAUAUCUUGGAGUGGCAUAGCUGCCCCACCCUCGGAGAUAUUACAAAAUUGUGACUGGUCACAGUCGGUGCCGAAGUUUGAGAGCAUACCUCACUUGCCCAUAUCCUUGGGUUAUGCGGUUAACUUCGCCGGAGAAACUCAACUCACCAAGAGCGGAAAUGACCUCGAAAAGGGCCUCACCAAAGACUAUUGGUGGUUCGUAUUCUACCGCUGCAUAACGGGUUUAGCCGGUGGAGGGCGUCCUGUUGCCAUGGCCUAUGUAUCAGACACUGUACGAGAUCCCAAGAAGCGCACUAGCAUCCUCGGCACCAUCAACAUGAUUGCCUCAUGUCUUGGGGCAUGUACUAUCGAAUCAAGCAACAAUCUACUGGCAUCAGAUGAACAUGUGGCUUCUCAUAUUGUACGUCGUCAUGGGUUUUCCUCUGAUAUUUGCUUGCGAUUGAUAUCAUACCAUAGAGAUGCUUGUUUGGUUAUGCAUCAAAGGGGCAAGGGACGUACAGUCAACAGUGAUACCGCUUUGGUCGCUAUGGCCUCUCUGAGGUGGCUACUGUAUCUCUCGUCACUGCUCUGCAGUUUCGCGCGGAUCCCUGAAGAUCCAGUGGUUUUCCUACAAUCGUAUCAGCGUCCGAUCGACAAGGGGAAAAUCUCGAUAGAGUUUCUAUUGUGUCAAGUACGGCAAGCCCAGCUCACAAGAAGGAGGUUCCCCUGGGGUCAGCAAGUGGCCCAUUCUCUCUUCCUCAACGACGUAUUGCCGUUCGCCUCUCUAUCGGAAGAAGCGAGUGACUUCCGUGGUUGCAAUGGUUCAAGUGGCCACGGCUCGGAGUUCAUCAGCUUCAUGCAGUCUCUAGUGAAACCGUGCUUAGAUGCCACUUGCGCUGUCAUGACACUCAACGAGAAAGCCUGGGAGUUCACCAAACCGCCAAUUACCUUUGUGGCCGCCCCUCCUAAUGAGGCUGAUCCCUACAGCCUCUACGAUGUGAUCGAAAGGAAGAGUUCCUCUUGCACGGGUCUGGCCUUGUACUUGGUAGCGGCGCUGAGGUCUGUUGGUGUACCAGCGAGAGUUGCAGGGACACCUCACUGGAAUAAGGGCGGUGUCGAGUGUCCCAAUGGAGAUAAGGAUGCUCCGUGUGGCAAUCACAACUGGGUAGAGGCGUAUAUCCCCGAGCAUGGGGAGAGUCCAGCCGGCUGGGCAGUGGUAGAUCAACGCAGUGUGCCUUUGCGGGCUCUUAAUACUUCUUUUUUCAUUCCCUCACCGGCUCACGACCAGGAUGGUUCCACCGUGAACCAUACAAUUUACGCCGCGUCCUUUGCUCCGCCAGAGAUGCUACUCCAUGAAUGUGACUAUCCAGUGGGAUUAGGAGUGCACCCAGCGAAGAACUUCCCUCUGGUUUUCGACUGGUCCUAUCAAUCAGUGCCGGCUUGGAAUACCACUGUCAUGUACCACAACUUGGCCGGCCGAUGGUAUCGCGAAAAUUGCCCGGCUGCCGCAGCUGCCGAGAUUGUUUAA
This is a messenger RNA of Perkinsus marinus ATCC 50983, 2610 nucleotides long. RefSeq names its product tetracycline-efflux transporter, putative. Lineage: Eukaryota; Perkinsozoa; Perkinsida; Perkinsidae. The transcript is spliced from 9 exons. Gene Ontology annotation, biological process: transmembrane transport. Bases 1 to 2610 code for a protein of 869 amino acids. Gene Ontology annotation, molecular function: transmembrane transporter activity. The record is from RefSeq and is a predicted model, not a curated record.